This is a messenger RNA of Neohortaea acidophila, 1008 nucleotides long. RefSeq names its product glyoxylate reductase. Gene Ontology annotation, cellular component: cytosol. Bases 1 to 1008 code for a protein of 335 amino acids. Gene Ontology annotation, molecular function: glyoxylate reductase (NADPH) activity; hydroxypyruvate reductase [NAD(P)H] activity; NAD binding. The record is from RefSeq and is a predicted model, not a curated record. The transcript has 3 exons. NCBI's taxonomy places the organism in Eukaryota, Fungi, Ascomycota, Dothideomycetes, Mycosphaerellales, Teratosphaeriaceae.
AUGACGAAACCAAAAGUCCUCCUCCUGGGCGAAAUCGAAUACGCCCACGACGCCUGGAACGCCCUAAGUGACAUCGCAACCCUCAUAACCCCACAAUCCACCACCCGCCCCGCCUUCCUCCAAGAAUGCACCUCCGGCCAGCUCGACGGCGUGCACACCAUCUUCCGCACCUUCGACUCCGGCUCCCUCACGGGCCCCUGGGACGCAGAGCUCAUCGCCGCCCUGCCCUCCUCGCUGCGCUUCUGCUGCCACAAUGGCGCGGGGUACGACGCCAUCGACGUCGCGGCCUGCUCGGCGCGCACGCCGCCUUUGCUUGUGUCGAAUUGUCCGAAAGCGGUCGACGACGCGACGGCGGAUGCGGCUUUGUUCUUGCUCCUGGGGGCGCUGAGGGGGUUUAAUUCUUCCAUGUUGGCGCUGCGGGAGGGGAAGUGGAGGGGGGAGCCGGCGCCGCCUUUGGGGCAUGAUCCGCGCGGUAAAGUGCUGGGGAUUCUGGGGAUGGGGGGCAUUGGGCGGAAUCUGAAGCGCAAGUGCGAUGCGUUGGGGAUGCGGACGAUUUAUCAUAAUCGCAAGCCACUGGGGGCGGAAGAGGCGGCGGGGGCGGAGUACGUGGAGUUUGACGAGCUGUUGGCGCGCGCAGAUGUGGUGAGUUUGAAUUUGCCGUUGAAUCCACACACCCGCCACAUCAUCUCGCACGCCCAACUAGCCAAAAUGAAGCCCGGCGUGGUGAUAGUCAACACGGCGCGCGGCGGCGUGCUCGACGAGGAAGCGCUGGUGCAGGCGCUCGACAGCGGCCAUGUGCGCUCGUGCGGGCUCGACGUGUACGACGACGAGCCGAAUGUGCAUUCGGGAUUGAUAAGGAAUGAGAAUGUGAUGCUGCUGCCGCAUAUGGGGACGUACACUUUGGAGACGAUGGCGGCCAUGGAGGAGCGCGUGGUGGUGAAUGUGAGGGAGGCGGUUACGAAGGGGAGGCUGGUGGAUUUGGUUGUGGAGCAAAGGGGGUUGGUAUAG